Molecule: messenger RNA, 1125 nt
Organism: Oryza brachyantha (malo sina)
Lineage: Eukaryota; Viridiplantae; Streptophyta; Magnoliopsida; Poales; Poaceae
Product: tetraketide alpha-pyrone reductase 1-like
Exons: 6
Coding region: 44-1036 (330 amino acids)
Molecular function (GO): oxidoreductase activity, acting on the CH-OH group of donors, NAD or NADP as acceptor
Source: RefSeq, a predicted model, not a curated record
CUUCAUACUUCAUCAUCAUCAUCAUCAUUUCCAGUUUCAGAAAAUGGUUAUCUCAUCCAAGGGCAAAGUGUGUGUAACUGGGGCUUCAGGCUUCGUUGCUUCUUGGCUUAUCAAAAGGCUUCUCGAGGCUGGAUAUCAUGUGAUUGGAACUGUGAGAGACCCAGGCAAUCACAAAAAAGUGUCACACCUUUGGAGAUUACCAGGUGCAAACGAGAGGCUGCAACUUGUGAGAGCUGAUCUGUUGGAAGAAGGAAGCUUUGAUGAUGCUGUGAUGGCUUGUGAGGGCAUCUUUCACAUUGCAUCACCUGUCCUUUCCAAAUCUGAUUCCAACUGCAAGGAAGAAACUCUCAUUCCUGCGAUAAAUGGUACUCUGAACGUGCUAAGAUCGUGCAAGAAGAAUCCAUUUCUCAAAAGGGUUGUUCUUACAUCUUCAUCAUCUGCGGUAAGAAUCAGGGAUGAGAUUAAACAUGCACAAAUCUCACUUGAUGAAACAGUAUGGAGCUCUGUGCCACUCUGCGAAAAGCUACAGCUAUGGUAUGCCCUGGCAAAGAUAUCUGCAGAGAAGGCAGCAUGGGAGUUUGCCAAGGAGAAUAACAUUGACUUGGUGACUGUUCUUCCAUCAUUUGUGAUCGGACCCAGUUUAUCCCAUGAGUUAUCUGUCACUGCUGCAGAUAUCCUUGGCUUACUCCAAGGUGACACACAGAGGUUCAGUUCGUAUGGGCGAAUGGGAUAUGUUCACAUCGACGAUGUGGCGAGCUGCCACAUUCUAGUGUACGAAACACCUCAGGCUACUGGGAGAUAUCUCUGCAACUCCGUUGUUCUGGACAACAAUGAAUUAGUCGCUUUACUUGCAAAACAAUUCCCAGUAUUUCCCGUCCCAAGGAGAUUGAGGAGCCCCUAUGGAAAGCAGUCAUAUCAGCUGAACACAUCCAAGAUCCAGGAGCUGGGUUUGAAGUUCAAAGGAGUUGAAGAGAUGUUUGGUGAUUGUGUCGAGUCACUGAAAAAUCAGGGCCACUUGCUGGAGUGCCCGUUAUAAUACAAGAGAUCUUGGGCAAAAAUACCAAUAAACCCAUAGCCAAGCGAACUUGAAUUGUGACCCCACUUAAUGUCUUUCCCUUGCCAUAA